AUGGAAACCCAUGCACUUAAGAGCGAGCGACCAGCUCUUGGGUCGGCUAGAAUUCAGUUUCUGGUCGCCUCCAUUAAUAAAUCGUUUUCCAAUUAUAAUAGAAAGGCUAAUAGCUCCUCCUCCACGAUUCGGAAGCUGGCCUCGCACAUGGAUUCCUUCUCCGAAGCCGGAAACGCCCACUUCAACGCGAACAGUGGCACCUUCACCUCCGUUCGAGACGCCUCACAUCGGAGUCGAACUGAGUUCCCGAGCAUCUCCUUCGCCUCCCAGGAUCGCGCGAACGGGCAUGGGAUGCAUAGCGGUCGGGGCCAUCCAAAUUCCGAAAAACCCCCGUCCCUUUCCGUGCAUCUCGAUCAUCGCCCGCAUGAAGGGCUGUCCAUUAUGAACAAAAUGCGCAGCGGCACGUAUUGGGAAGAACGGGAGCUCUAUGCCUCCUGCGAGGAGCUCUGCUCCUUUCUGAACGGCGGCAUCAACUACCGACUGCUGUUUUAUCAAACGCAGGAGAACCUCACCCGGCUGGUGCGCGCGCUUCAGGCCGAGAUGGCAUUUUUCACGGAGCAGCUUUCCGCGAUGGAUACGGUGGAGCGGCUGGCGGGGUCGUUUGGGAAGCUGCUUUUAGAAACCGUGCAACUCCUCCGCGCGCAUCAAAUCGAACUCCCGGAGGGGAUCGCGCGGAAGGUGGCGGUGUUAACCGCCACCUCGUCCUCGUCCUCGCCCCUCCAUGAUGGCAAGAAGGAUCUCGUCGGGGGGGGCGCGCGACGGCGAAAUGACGGCGUCGGGAAGAAUCCACUCCCCCCGUUAUCGGGGGGUGGGGUGCACGUGUUUGCCCCUCUCGUCAAUACCGCCCUCAGCCACCCCCCGAUCUCCGCGCGGACGAUGAAACCCCCAGAGAGUUUGUGGUUUCUUCAGGGAAUGACCGGAGGGGGGAAGGGAUCCGCCGGGCGGGAUCCGAACCCGGGGAAUGGCGAUUCCGGGCGAGGCGCAGGGCCGGCGAAUGGAGGGGGGAAGCGGUUAUCCCGCGAUGGCGAUCCGGCGCGGUUAAUCAACCCCACCUCCGGGGAGGGCGCUUCCCACUCGUUGUUGAAUUCCAAACGCGCGCAAAGUCCGCUCCUCCUCCUCGAGACGAACCUCUCUUCAAGCAGGGACACGAAAUCCUUCAGCAACCAGCGGGAUUCUCUUAUCGACUUUGUGACCGAGAUCGAGUCGCCGAUGGAUGCGCGAGAGGGGACGCAUACGAAUUCCUCCGCCGUGCGGGUGGAUUCAGGCCUGCGGCGCUCCUCCAACCACCAAUUUUCCAAAUCCAAGGCCGGCGAUCGGCGAGCGAAAUCACAUACCUCCCUUCACUUUGUUUCGAGUAAUCCAAAGCUUAAAAAAAACCUCUUUUCGGAGCUUCAGAAUGAGAAUCUCAAAGGUAGCAACGAAAAGGGCGAAAAAGAUGAAAAGAAGGCCAACGAUAAACUUGUCGAGCUCUAUCGAGAUCAUUUUUUCCGUCUUCAGAUGCUCUAUGGUGAGAGCUACAGAAAUAAUGGCAUGCAGCUCCUUCUUGACACCCUAUCGCUGAUCUUCGGGCAUGAGUAUGAUAAGAGCCAAACCAGGGAUCGGCUCGCGCUUAAAAACGACUUUUGCCGUUUUAAAGCCGACCUCCUCGCGUGUUUCACGCGGACGAUGAAGAGCUACGACAGCUUUGCCUCCAUCACCGCGCGGCCGUCGUCGUUGCGCAGUAUGUAUCUCACGUGUUGCCUUUCCCAGCACGUCAAACCCCAGCCGCGGGUGUUGGAGGCGCUGAACGAAUGUGGGGAUCGCGAACUCACGAAGCUUUUGCUCCCCCGGGUUCCUUUGAUGGACCGCGGGAUGGGCGCGGUGGCGGGGCUGCUUCCCCGCAUGACGCGUCUUCGUCAUCUGGAUUUAAGCUGCAAUCAGCUGAGUAAUGGAUCGGUGCAGCUCCUCAGCCACGCCCUACGGUAUCAUCCCACCCUGGAGGUGGUGAAUCUUUCACAGAAUUUUUUCACCGACGCGUGUUUGGAGGAUUUGUUGGUGAUCGUUCAGAGCAUCCCCCACCUCCGCACCCUCGAGCUCAGCGCCUGUCAGCUUUCACGGGAAGGGAAGCAGAUGGUGGAAUCGGAGUUGGUUCGACUCAAGACGUCUGCGAUGGUGGAAAGCAACCUGUAUAGCCUCACGGACGGACAAAAUUGCGCGCAGGCGUGCUCGGCAACGCUUUCCGAUCGUCGGAGCACCACCACGACGCUUCCAAAUCUCACGGAUGGCCAUGAGUCCAGGCAGGGCGAGGAAGCCCAACUUCAGUCAUAG
Molecule: messenger RNA, 2307 nt
Organism: Phytomonas sp. EM1
Lineage: Eukaryota; Euglenozoa; Kinetoplastea; Trypanosomatida; Trypanosomatidae
Source: the annotation of a GenBank genome assembly